AUGGGCUUAGGAAGUUAUUUCAAAACGAAGAGGCCUGCGCCGCCCGCAGAGAUCUCGGAAAAGCCUCCUGCCUCGACCUCACCACAGCCGGGUUAUGGCAUGGAACUUCAACCGCCACAGUCGAGAUUUGGCUCGUCGAGGAAUUCAAUGUCCAACAGAUCGACCCAGAGUUCCCAGUUUCUUGACGAUAUCAAGCAUGAGGUUAUGGUGAACUACAUGUACCAACAACAAUGUGCACACCUCUGGGUUAGCGAUGGUAGUGGAGAAAUAGAGGGUGUUCUCCUGAGGAAGUCAAAAAACACAUACAUGGCUUGUCCGCCACAAUUAGGCACCUCAUCCUUUGCUGUCGCUUGUGCAGCACUAAACGUCCAGUGCGCGAUGACAGUGAACUCAAGAGUCAUCAAAACGUUUCUUCAGUGGUCACCUGAUGCUGUCGACGUCCCCCUUCUAAAUGGCCUCCGGAUUCAAAUUCUGCCAACAAUUGAAGAUCUUCCACGAGCCAGGAAACAUCAAUUCGCCGCCUUUGUAGCCUCGGAAGCUUUAUUGGUAGUUUGGGAUGACGAGGCAUUACAUCUCGUCCAACGUGCCAAGGCUAUCGAAUCAGAAUUGAUGGAGCUGGUCUGGAAGACUGGCGAAACUGAAGAAGAAGAGAAGAAGGAUCCUAACAUUGCGGUUUAUGAGAUCGAUGAGGAGAGCGGAGAAGUCCUCCCCGAGAAGCGUGCAUUGCACUUGCAAAACACUGUGUUGGUGGCCCUCACUCUCAUAUUAAUCAUGGCAUCACUGGGUGCCGGUUUUCGACAACUCGCCAUUGAGGUAUCGACCGAUGGAACAAUGAUACGCCUGGCGCUGCUUGCUUUGACGCCGGUGCAGAUCUUCUUCACCCUGUUCUUCGGUCAGGUUAUUAUUGGUUGUUUGGCUCAAUUGUUUGGUCCUGUGCGACAACUCACCGUCAACUCCAAAUUCUACUCUGCGCGAGCUCCUCCCCGCAUCCAGCGCGCAAGUCUCCCGCACAUCACAAUCCAAUGUCCUGUGUACAAAGAGGGUCUAAGCUCCGUCAUUGCACCAACUGUCAAGUCCAUCAAACAGGCAAUCUCUACCUAUGAAUUGCAGGGCGGAUCUGCGAACAUGUUCGUGAACGAUGAUGGUCUCCAGCUUUUAGAUGAGGAGGAUCGCCGCGCUAGAAUUGAAUUCUAUGCUGAUCACAGCAUUGGAUGGGUGGCAAGACCCAAGCACGGUGACAACUUCGUCAGAAGAGGCAAAUUCAAGAAAGGGAAAUAUGUUCCAAGCCUAGCGGCGACACGUUCGUCAUCAGUGGCUUGGCUCUUGCCUAUGAAUCUACGAGACGACCCUCCACUAGACGUUAAUUGUGCUUCAAAUAUGAAUUUUGCGCUUCACAUUUCAUGCAUGGUGGAAGAGAGGUUAGCUUUAAUUCAACGACCAGGCGACUGGACUCAGGCAGACGAGGCCCAAGCCUACGAACGAUGUUUGAAGGAAGCGCUCGAAGGGAAUGGUCGUGCCUGGGCUGAUGGUAACAUUCGUGUUGGAGACUACAUCUUGUUGAUUGAUUCUGACACCCGUGUCCCUGCCGAUUGUCUCUUAGAUGCCUGUUCUGAAAUGGAGCAGUCGCCCGAAGUUGGUAUCAUGCAAUUUUCAUCUGGUGUUAUGCAAGUCGUCAACACUUACUUUGAAAACGGCAUCACCUUCUUCACAAACCUGAUCUAUUCUGCGAUCCGAUACACUGUUGCUAACGGAGAUGUUGCGCCCUUCGUCGGCCAUAAUGCUAUACUCCGGUGGUCCGCUAUUCAACAGAUCUCCUAUGAGGAUGAAGAUGGAUACGAAAAGUUCUGGUCCGAGUCCCACGUGUCCGAAGAUUUCGAUAUGUCUCUCCGUCUUCAAGUCAAUGGCUACACAAUCCGUCUAGCGGCCUGGGCUGGAGAUGGAUUUAAAGAGGGAGUGUCGCUUACAGUGUACGAUGAAUUGGCUCGCUGGGAGAAAUAUGCCUACGGUUGUAAUGAGCUUCUGUUCUACCCAAUCCGCAAAUGGAUUUACAAGGGUCCAUUUACCCCUCUGUUCCGCAGGUUUUUGUUCUCCAACAUCCGAUUUACAUCCAAAAUCACCAUCAUCUCCUAUAUUGGAACUUAUUACGCUAUUGGCGCUGCCUGGAUCAUGACAACUGCCAAUUACUUCGCCGUCGGUUGGUUCAACGGUUAUUUGGACAAAUAUUACGUGGACUCAUGGAAAGUGUGGUUCUCUAUUAUCAUCGUGUUCAAUGGUCUCGGAAACAUUGCUCUUGCCGUCCUGAGAUAUAGAACUGGCGAGAGGAGUCUUGGCUAUGCGCUCUUCGAAAACUUCAAAUGGACCAUCAUGCUGGCAAUAUUCUUGGGUGGUCUUUCUCUGCAUGUAUCGCAAGCUUUGCUUGCGCACAUGUUUGAGAUUAAUAUGACCUGGGGUUCUACUUCAAAGGAAGCCGAAUUCAGUAAUUUCUUCAUUGAAGUUCCCAAAGUUUUGAAGAAGUUCAAGUUCUCCAUGAUCUUUUCUAUCGUCGGAAUUGUUGGCAUGAUCGUCCUCGCCACUGCGCCGUUUGUACCUUACGACUGGCAAAUCAAGGACUUCAUCGCCAUUCUCCCCAUGGCGACUGUCACGGUCAGCCAUUUGCUUUUGCCGCUCGCACUGAACCCAGCCUUGAUGACCUUCUCUUGGUAA
This is a messenger RNA of Lachnellula hyalina, 2703 nucleotides long. RefSeq lists its product as uncharacterized. NCBI's taxonomy places the organism in Eukaryota, Fungi, Ascomycota, Leotiomycetes, Helotiales, Lachnaceae. The record is from RefSeq and is a predicted model, not a curated record. The transcript has 6 exons. Bases 1 to 2703 code for a protein of 900 amino acids.